Phragmites australis (common reed) is the source of this 4069-nucleotide messenger RNA. RefSeq lists its product as uncharacterized. Lineage: Eukaryota; Viridiplantae; Streptophyta; Magnoliopsida; Poales; Poaceae. The transcript has 22 exons. Bases 263 to 3736 code for a protein of 1157 amino acids. The record is from RefSeq and is a predicted model, not a curated record.
CUUCACCGACACGGGCCCUGUGAGCCCAGCCCAGCCCGAUUGUCGAGCUCAGCAGCACAGAUCCCUUCAAACCCGCGCCCGAGCAACUAGCCGUUACAAACCCCCACUUCCCCCACUACCUCCCUCCUACUACUACCCCCUCCGACUACUGUCCUCUUCCCCUCACCCCCGAUCUCAAUCCAGCAAUCCCCAAUCGCAACCACCUCCAAUCCGCGACCGGAUCCCCGCUCCUCCUCCCCUGCGCAGCGGCGCGACGGCGACGAUGAUGUUCACGGAGGGCCUCGACGAGUCGGCGAUCAGCUGGAUCAAGCAGGGUACGGACUCCCCCGCCCCCGUGCCGCCGCGGUCGCCGCUGGCGGAGCGGCCGCCGGCGGGGCAGGUCGGGGUGGCGGCGGCGCUCAGGAGCCCCGCUCCGCACAGCAGGGCGUGCGGCGGUGGCGUCGGCCUCUUCUCCCCCAAGCGCCUGCCGCCGGUGCGGACCACCACGACCCGCCACUCGGGGCUGCUCGGCCACCACUCCGUGCUCCUCUCGGCGGCGGACUCUGACGAGUGGGAGGAGGGCGUGGAGGAGAGCGUCGCGUCGUGGGGGUUGCCUGAGGAGUGCUACGGCGGGAACUUCUCCGAGACGGCCGACGAGGACGGGGGCGCGUGCUCCAGCGACUCCAGCCUGCUCCGGAGGGCCAUGGACCGGUGCGGCGGAGGGUGGGACGAGGAGGUCACGUCGCAGCUGAGAAAGAGGGGCGGCGGUGGCGGGAUCGUGCGGGGCCAGUCCAAGGAGUUCCUGCGGGUGGAGGUGAGAGCGGCGAGCGCGUUCGCUGCCGGGAAGUGCUCCGGUGGACACGAUCCAGUGGACUCGAGCUCGCAUGGACGCUAUUUAGAUGAGCACACGUUUCAAGCUAUGGGAACACCCAGUGCCCCUCCAAUUGCAGGGGAUGAGGAGGAGGUCAUGUAUGAUGCAGUUGAAACAUCUGAAACGAUUGGAGGCCUUGAGAGGACUGGGGUAUCAUCAGUAGCAGAUAUACUGGCCCAAGAAGUUCAUGAGCUUCCUAUGAGCUCAAAUGUUCAUGAAGAUGAUGUUCAGGUGCCGUAUGUCGAGAAUAAUUUAUUAGCUCAGAUACCGAGCUUCACGAUUAAUGUCCAAAACGCAUGGCAAUCUUUUGUUGCAUACGAUGCAUGCUUCCGGCUCUGUCUGAAUGCAUGGGCCAGAAAUUGCAUGGAGGCUCCAGAAUUCCUUCGGGAUGAGUGCAUGGUGCUGCGAAGCGCCUUUGGAAUACAGAAUUUUCUGCUUCACCCGAAGAACAACAGUCAGGUUGACGGAAAACAAGUCUACGAUGAGGAUGGAAGUUGUACCGUAAAGGGAAGAAAGCUUGUUAAGCAGAUUGAGAUUGAAGUAAAAAAGAUACGUGUUGUACCUCAAAGACCAAAGCUUCGGGCAACAUCAUCCUUUAGAAAUCUCUACAUGCAAGCUGGCAGCGAGUACGUCAGACAGAUUUCUAAAAUUCUGAAGAGCCAGGUUACGAUGUUGACAUCCACAUCAUCUACAUCUUUGCCAGAAGAAAUGUUCACGUGUACACUAGAAUUGCAAAACUACUGCAAAGAUCAUGACAGAGAUUCCAUUUCUCCGCAAUAUUUGAAGCCAGGGACUGGUGAAUCCCAACUCUUUUAUCUAGAGAGCCAGGGGGAUGUUAUUCUUGUUGAAGUACAAGACAACAAUAAGGUUAUCAUAGGUCGCGCGAAAAUUCAAGUUUCAUCACUCACUGAUACUCAACAGGAGGAAAUCAUUAGGUGGUGGCCUCUAUAUCUCGAUGAUCAAGAAUGUGUGGGCAAAAUUCAGCUUUGUAUGAACUUGUCCAUAUCUUCCAACAAUUAUGGAUCUGCAAAGAUGAUGCAAGGUGGUCCAGCUGUGGAUACUAUCAUAUAUGACAUGGUUCUGGAAGCGGCAAUGAGAGCUCAAAAUUUCAACAGCAAAAUGCUUAAUAUCAGUGGUUCAUGGAAAUGGCUGUUGGACGAGUUUUCUAAUUACUAUGGGGUAUCAGACGCAUAUAGAAAAGUGAGGUACUUAUCCUACAUUAUGAAUGUGGCAAUACCAACAAAGGAUUGUUUGGAACUUAUAUACGAACUUCUUCUCCCUGUCAUGAAAUCACGGGAUGAUAGGACUUUAACAAGACAAGAGAGAAGCAUAAUGUUAGACUGUGAACAUCGGAUCAAGAGUCUCCUUGCAGCUGUGUUUGAAAAUUACAAGUCAUUGGAUGAACACUCUGCUACUGGCUUGUCAGACCUAUUUGGCCCCAUAUCAGAUUGUGCUGCACCAGCUUUGGCACCUGCAGUUCAGAUAUUCAGUACAUUGCAUGAUAUACUCUCCAAAGAAGCACAAGACGUACUUAGGAACUAUUUACAGACUGCUGCUGCUAAAAGGUGCAGGAGGCAUAUGAUUGAGACAGAUGAAUUCAUGUCAAGCAAUAACGACAGCCUUCUAACUGACCCUAUGACUAUUUCUGCUGCAUAUCUCAAAAUGAAGACACUAUGCAUUAACAUAAGUCGUGAAAUUCAAGCAGACAUUAAGAUUCACAAUCAAAAUAUACUUCCAAGUUCCAUAGAUCUGCCAAACAUAGCAGCAUCCCUCUACAGUACCGAACUCUGCAAACGAUUGAAGGGUUUUCUUUCUUCAAGUCCCCCAUCAAGACCGCUACAACAUGUUGCUGAGCUUAUCAUCGCAACUGCUGAUUUUGAGAGAGAUCUUGACACCUGGCAAGUGAGACCUGUUCAUGGGGGUGUAGUCUCAAGGGAGUUGUUUCAUGACUACAUCAUAGUGUGGAUUGAAGAUACCCGGUUGCAAUUACUCGAUAAUUGCAAAGCUGAGAAGUUACCAUGCCCUGCAGUGUCAACAACCUCAUCAUUUGUCGAGCAAAUGUAUGAGCAAAUAAAAGAAAGCAUAAAUGAAUAUGGUGUGGUUAUCAACAGAUGGCCUCAGUAUCUGAUGAGUUUAGAGAGUGCUGUUGCCGAUGUGGAAAGAGAAAUUAUGAAGGCACUGGAGAAGCAAUAUAUGGAGACUCUAAUGCCUUUGAGAGAUGGCAUACCAAAAAUUCUUGAGAAGCAGGUCCAAAGAUUGACAAGAAGACAAUCUAUAGCUCCCUAUGUUGUGCCAAAUCAGUUAGGAACAUUCAUGAACACAGUUAAAAGGAUGCUAGAUGUGUUACACUGCCGAGUUGAAGACAUUCUCAAAUCAUGGGCAGCAUAUCUAACCAUAACAAACGGGAACACUGUUUUCGGAGAGCAAAUGAACUCCAUAACAGUCAUGUUGAGGAAGAAGUACAAGAAAUACCUGCAGGCAAUAGUAGAGAAGCUUGUUAGUAAUACACAAGCUAAUAGGGCCACGAGACUCAAGCGAAUUCUUGAAGAAACAAGAGAGGCUGAAGGUGAAAGUGAUAUACGCGAGAGGAUGCAGGCUGUCCGUCUUCAGCUCUCGGAAUCCAUUCACAAUCUGCAUGAGGUCUUCUCCAGCAGAAUAUUCGUUGCCAUUUGCAGAGGUUUCUGGGAUAAGUUGGGCCAGAUUGUGUUGAGAUUUCUCGAGAGCAGAAAGGAGAACAGGAUUUGGUACCGAGGAUCCGAUUAUGCUUUAGGGAUCGUCGACGAUGUUUUUGCAUCCGAAAUGCAAAAGUUGCUGGGCAACGCCCUCCAGGACAAGGACUUGGAUCCGCCGCAAUCGGUGAUCGAUGCACGCUCCAUCCUUUGCUGAUGUGUGGCAGAAGCGUUGUGGACUGAAUUUCUUCUGAGUGGGCACAUACUAGCUUUGGCGAAACGACCAGUUUUGGUUUUGUUUGUUUUAUUCUUUUGCUUGCAGAUUAUAUACAGGUGGAGACGACCGAUUAUUUCUGUUCAUAGCGUGGUGUUGUUAUAUUCUUUCAAAAGGAAUGUACUACCAGUUGAUUGGAAGUUUUGGUGUUGUUAUAUUCUUUCAAAAGGAAUGUACCAGUUGAUUGGAAGUUUUGAACUGUGUAAGAAGACUUUUAGGAGUUCGGCUCUGUAAUUGAACUCCAUUCAGAUGUCAGACAAAAUCACUGGUACAUCU